GGGGGCAGCUCCCCGACGGAGGAACCAGCCCUCGCCUUCCCGGUCAGCGAAGAGCAGAGGCGGGAACUGCGAGAAGCCUUUGAGCUGUUCCAUCCUGAUGGCUGCGGCGUCGUGGAUGUCCGGGCCCUGAAGAUAACCGUAAGGGCUCUGGGCUGUGAAUUGGGGAAAGAGGAGAUGAAGAGAAUUGUCUCUCAAUUCGGUAAAGAAGGGUCAGGGAAGCUAAGCUUUAAGUCGUUUCUGCAGGUGAUGACUCAGAAAAUGGCAGAGCCCUGUGUGGAAAAGGAGAUCCUGCAAGCCUUCAAGGUGUUUGAUUGUGAUGGCACUGGCAAGAUCUCCUUUGAGAAUCUCAAGGUGGUGGCUAGUGAGGUUGGAGAAGACAUCACGGAUGAGGAGCUGCAGGAGAUGAUCGAUGAAGCAGAUGUGAAUGGAGAUGGAGAAGUGGACAAACAGGAGUUCCUACGGAUGCUGACGCUCACCGACCCGUAA
Messenger RNA from Balearica regulorum gibbericeps (East African grey crowned-crane), 486 nucleotides. The record is from RefSeq and is a predicted model, not a curated record. Lineage: Eukaryota; Metazoa; Chordata; Aves; Gruiformes; Gruidae.